CAACAAGCAUGAGUACAGAGACUUCAUCUUACGAAAUGCAAGUAAGGAAAGAUGAGGUCCAGAAUGAAUCUAAUACUACUUCUGCUACUAAAACGAAACCUGCUCUUUCAUCUGGAAAGAUAUUCUAUCGACCUGGGCUCAUUGACGAAGAGACGGAUGAAACAAGCGUUCUAGACAGUUCUGUGAUAGAAUCUCCGAUACUUGGGGUGGGAUACGGUGAUAGUGGAUUCUUGAGGCCGCCGCUACAUCAGACGACUAGUCUUCAUAGAGUCCCAACUUACAGCAGCUCGAUCGGACAAAGCACUGUUUAUCGACACGACGUUUGUAGAAGCCGAUCGCACAGGCAUGGAGCUUCUAGAAGAACUAGAAGACGGGCCAUUCUCAAAAAUGGUGAAUGUAAUAUUCUCAAGUCAAAGAUCUCACAACGGCGUUUACGGUUCCUUCAGGACAUGUUCACAACGCUCGUGGAUGCCCAGUGGCGAUGGACUCUACUCGUGUUCACGCUUUCCUUCAUUUUGUCCUGGUUGGGUUUUGCUCUUAUCUGGUGGUUGAUUGCAUUCACACACGGCGACCUCGAACCGGACCAUUUACCACCAAUGCAAGAGAGUACAAAUUGGAAACCGUGUGUUUUCAACAUUUUUGACUUCACCUCAUGCUUCUUGUUUAGUAUUGAAACUCAACAUACCAUUGGGUACGGUGCACGUACUACGACAGAAGAAUGCCCAGAAGCUAUAUUCAUAAUGUGUCUGCAGAGUAUAGUGGGUGUAAUGAUACAGGCUUUCAUGGUAGGUAUUGUAUUUGCUAAGAUGACGAGACCGAAGCACCGAACUCAGACACUUUUAUUCUCGAAAUAUGCAGUAGUUUGUCAAAGAGAUGGUGAACUGUGUCUCAUGUUCAGGGUCGGUGAUUUGAGAAAAUCACACAUCAUAGGAGCGAGCGUAAGAGCACAAUUAAUUCGAUCCAGAACAACUAAGGAAGGAGAGCUAUUAUCACAUUAUCAAACUGAAUUGGAGCUAAACGCAGAUGGAUGUGACAGUAAUCUUUUCUUCAUUUGGCCCAUCACAAUGGUUCAUCGAAUAAAUGCCAAUAGCCCUUUCUACGGUGUCUCCGCUGCUGACGUUCUUCAAGAAAAGUUCGAAAUUGUAGUUAUCUUAGAGGGAACCAUUGAAUCGACGGGACAAACGACACAAGCGCGUUCUAGUUAUACAACAAGUGAAAUUAUGUGGGGACACAGAUUUGUGCCGUUAGUGACAUAUAACCGCGAACGCCAAGGGUACGAGGUUGAUUACUCGAAAUUCGAUAAUACUGCGCAAGUCGAUACUCCCCUUUGUUCUGCUAAGGAGUUGGAUGAAUUCUACGGGAAUCAAGCUGAUCGUAGAUCUAUUGGCUACACGAACAGCUCAACGGUGACUGGUAUUUUUUAUGACAAACCAAUAUCACCUCUCGCAAACGUAGUCAACAGACUGGUUGUUGAUGCUAUGAGGCGAACGAGUCUAAGCAACAAACCCUCUGUUGUGAAAUACCCACCUGAUUUCUUUAAUAGUAUUAAUACUGAGGAACACACGACGUCGUCCAGUGAAGAUGAAACCAAAAGGAAAAUAUGAA
Melitaea cinxia (Glanville fritillary) is the source of this 1605-nucleotide messenger RNA. Its product is annotated as G protein-activated inward rectifier potassium channel 3-like. The transcript is spliced from 3 exons. Gene Ontology annotation, cellular component: plasma membrane. Gene Ontology annotation, molecular function: inward rectifier potassium channel activity. The coding region runs from base 9 to 1604 and encodes 531 amino acids. Gene Ontology annotation, biological process: regulation of monoatomic ion transmembrane transport; potassium ion import across plasma membrane. The record is from RefSeq and is a predicted model, not a curated record. Lineage: Eukaryota; Metazoa; Arthropoda; Insecta; Lepidoptera; Nymphalidae.